AUGUCCCGCAACGACUACUACUACAGCCACCCCCGUUCAUACGCCGACUCCUACAGCUCAGGCUACCCGACCAGCGUCGUUCGUCGUCCUGAGGAGACCGAGUCCGCCAUCGAGUCGUCCAGACGCGACUACUACCCGGCUGACGACUAUGAUUACCACCAUAGUCCGCGACAGUCGAGGGCGUCGGUGCGUCGGUCUCAUUCUGUAGGUGAUCGGUCGGCAUAUUAUGGGGAUGGCUCGUAUCGCGAGGGCGGCAUCGGCGGUCUAGACGUGAGUUCUCUCUCUCUCUUUCUCUCUGGAUAG
This is a messenger RNA of Monascus purpureus, 303 nucleotides long. The record is from the annotation of a GenBank genome assembly. NCBI's taxonomy places the organism in Eukaryota, Fungi, Ascomycota, Eurotiomycetes, Eurotiales, Aspergillaceae.